GAUCCUUCAUCAGAACAAAUAAUCAAAUCUAAAAUAAUUAAGAGAGAGAACUAAAUCAACAUGUUAAAUGUUUUUGAGUUAUGGAUUGUGAUAGUUUCACUCUUAGUGUUAAAGCUAUGUCAUUGGAUUUAUCAAUGGAGAAAUCCAAAAUGUAAUGGAAAACUUCUUCCAGGAUCAAUGGGGUUUCCAAUCAUCGGGGAGACUUUCGAGUUUAUGAAGCCUCAUGAUGUUCUUCAGUUUCCAUCAUUUGUCAAAAAGAGAGUCAUUAGACAUGGACCUGUUUUUCGGACAAGCUUAUUUGGAAGCAAAGUUAUAAUCUCAAUGGAUAACGAAUUGAAUAUGGAGAUAGCAAAGACAAAUCGUACUAUUGGUGUCCCGAAGAGCAUAACAAGGCUAUUUGGCGAUAACAACUUAUUCGUGCAGAGCAUAGAGUCCCAUAAACAUGUCCGAAGCUUGACGUUCCAGUUGUUGGGUCCUCAGGGUUUAAAAUUGAGAGUUAUUGAGGACAUCGAUCUCUUGGCUCGCAAACACAUGGAGGAAGGAGCUAGGAACGGGUUCCUUAACGUCAAGGAAGCAGCAAGCAAGAUAUUAAUUGAAUGCCUUGCAAAGAAAGUUAUGGGCGACAUGGAUCCAGAGACGGCGAAAGAACUCGCAAUUUGCUGGAGAAAAUUUCCGAGUGGCUGGUUUCGCUUCCCUUUCAAAAUUCCUGGGAUGGGUGUCUAUGAUAUGAUGAAAGCAAGAAAGAGAAUGAUGAAUUUGCUAAAGGAGGUAGUGUUGAAGAAGAGAGCAUCAGGAGAGGAGUUUGGGGAGUUCUUCAAAAUCAUAUUUGGAGAAAACGAAAGAGGAAAAGAAAAGAUGAGCGUGGAGAAUGCGAUCAAUUACAUUUAUACAUUUUUCCUGAUUGCUAACGAAACAACGCCACGUAUUCUUGCUGCGACAGUAAAGCUCAUAAGCGAAAAGCCUAGAGUCAUGCAAGAGUUACAGAGAGAGCAUGCGAGAAUAGUCGGAGAUAGGACUGAGAAGGAUGCUGCCUUAACAUGGGAAGACUACAAAUCCAUGACUUUCACCCAUAUGGUGAUCAAUGAGUCUCUUAGGAUCACAACGACGGUGCCUGUAGUGCUUAGAAAACCUGAUCAUGAUAUCCAAGUCGGUGAUUAUACUAUUCCGGCGGGUUGGACCUUCAUGGGAUAUCCUAAUGUCCAUUUUAACCCAGAAAAGUAUGAGGACCCUUUUGUAUUUAAUCCAUGGCGCUGGAAGGGUAAAGACCUUAGUGCUUUGGUAUCCAAGAAUUACGUCCCCUUUGGCGCUGGUCCGAGACUCUGUGUAGGGGCUUACUUUGCUAAGCUGCUCAUGGCCAUUUUCAUCCACAAUUUGUGUAGAUACAGGUGGUCAAUGAAGGUAGAGACAACCGUAACUCGAAGCUAUAUGCUUAUGUUUCCACAGGGAUGUGAUGUUCAAUUCUCAGAAGAUACCAAAGUGGAUUAGAAGGCUGGUUAUUGGAGUAGUUAUAUUCCAAUCGAAUUUUUAUAUAUAUUUUAUGUUGAAUAAAUAAGACAGAUGGUUAUAAUCUAUGAAUAUGCUUCCAUCAUUAAUAAAUAAAUAUAUUUUAUUUGAUAAUA
Molecule: messenger RNA, 1619 nt
Organism: Brassica rapa (field mustard)
Lineage: Eukaryota; Viridiplantae; Streptophyta; Magnoliopsida; Brassicales; Brassicaceae
Product: cytochrome P450 708A2
Biological process (GO): sterol metabolic process; brassinosteroid homeostasis; brassinosteroid biosynthetic process
Molecular function (GO): iron ion binding; monooxygenase activity; oxidoreductase activity, acting on paired donors, with incorporation or reduction of molecular oxygen
Source: RefSeq, a predicted model, not a curated record